This is a messenger RNA of Syngnathus typhle (broad-nosed pipefish), 2226 nucleotides long. It is a transcript of the gene en1b, whose product is annotated as engrailed homeobox 1b. Gene Ontology annotation, molecular function: DNA-binding transcription factor activity, RNA polymerase II-specific; RNA polymerase II cis-regulatory region sequence-specific DNA binding. Lineage: Eukaryota; Metazoa; Chordata; Actinopteri; Syngnathiformes; Syngnathidae. The transcript has 2 exons. The record is from RefSeq and is a predicted model, not a curated record. Gene Ontology annotation, cellular component: nucleus. Gene Ontology annotation, biological process: regulation of transcription by RNA polymerase II; neuron differentiation; multicellular organism development. Bases 317 to 1162 code for a protein of 281 amino acids.
CAGACCGGAACCGGAGAAGGACGACACCGCUUAGGGGAGAGUCCUCCACAUAUUAGCCUGCAGUGGGCCGAGGCAGCCAGUGUUUAGAACGCGGAGCUAGUCGCUCGCUAUGCCAUCUCUUGGAGAAUUAUGAAGUAAAGGCAUGCGUCGUUGCGGGUAAUGCUUUAAACUUAUUCGAUCGGCUUCACUAGGACCCCAAAGGUUUAUUUUAUUAUUUUUUACAUGCGGUGCGACUAAAUUGGAUAACAAAGGGGCGGGAGAGCAACAAGUGGAGUGUGUCCCGGAGAGGCCGACAUUUGUCACCUUCACUAUAGCCAUGGAAGAGCAAAAGGAGCCCGCAAGCGGCCGGGACUCAACCGAGGAUGAGAGCGUGUCGCUGUCCCCGAACCUGCCAUCGCCUCCCAUUAUCCUCCCGCACCAGGCCGCCCAGCAGGCUAACAGAACCACCAACUUUUUUAUCGACAAUAUCCUGCGACCAGACUUCGGCUGCAAAAAGGAGCCGGGUUACCGCGAGCGGAACCAGACGGCGGGCAGAGAAAACAUCAACCCGCUGGCUGCGAGGCCACACGCCGGUAGCCUUUGCUUGGACUCAAACUGCAGCAGCGACAGCGCCUCGUCGUCGCCGUCCUCAUCAUCGUCGUCUUCGUCGCCCUCGUCCAAGCAGAACUCGGCCAAACAAGGGGAAGCAGCGAGCAACGGCAGCGGCAGACUCGCUGACAGCCCCUCGGCCAUCGUGGUUAUGAACGGGAGCAAUGGAGCGUCUCUGCCGGCGGCCAAGGAUCAGCCCAUGCUGUGGCCAGCCUGGGUGUACUGUACGCGCUACUCGGACCGGCCCUCAUCUGGGCCGAGGACACGAAAACUGAAGAAGAAGAAGAGCAGCAAGGAGGACAAGCGGCCCAGGACGGCGUUCACGGCCGAGCAGCUCCAGAGACUGAAAGCUGAAUUCCAGGCCAACCGCUACAUCACAGAGCAGCGAAGACAGUCGCUGGCUCAAGAACUCAACCUGAAUGAGUCUCAGAUCAAAAUCUGGUUCCAGAACAAGCGGGCCAAGAUAAAAAAGGCCACGGGCUACAAGAACGGUCUGGCGCUGCAGCUCAUGGCGCAAGGACUGUACAACCACUCGACCACCACCGUGCAGGACGAGAAGGAGGACAGCGAGUAGCCGCGCGUUUGCUCGCGUAUGGACAUCGUUGCUAUUAAAAGUUUAUAUAGCCGCUGCAGUUAUCAUGUGGUAUACGAGUAUAUUUAAUUACCCCCACCCCCUACAUCCGCCCCCGUGGUCCCCCAUCUCUAUCCCGUGGUUGUUUUGAAGAUGCAUAAUGUGCCCCUUCAAGUUUCCUUCACACAUCGCAAACUCAGAAAAGCCAAAGAUUUUCAUAUGUUCACAUGUAUGGAUUCAAAAUGUAAAAUUAAAAAGAGAACGAGAGAGAGACGCAAGAUCGCUGGACUUUUUUCCCGAUUUCUUUUUAGUUGACGCGACUCAAGGCGUUGAAGUGGUGUGGCUGGUUGUUUGUGAACAAAGCCAAACGCUCAAAGUGUGCGACGCUCUCAUUUUCAAUAGCGCUGCAAAAUUAGAAGCCAGACCAAUGUGACGGAACCAAUUAGAGGAAGCGUCCUCGUCAAGCUGAAGCGCAGUCAAACUCGUGCGCGCGCACACACGCACGCACGCACGCACAUGUACACACACGCUUGCGCCGCCUGUAUUUACACAAAUUUGACUUCUACAUAACGACUUGCAUUUCAUUAAUUUCUCAUAAGAGGUCACACGGUACACAAAAACUUAAAUGAAUAAUUUUAAUAAUGCCGUAAACAAGCUAUUAAAUAUCCGUCUUAGUGAAACAAACACUGUCUGCGAAAGAAACUUAAUAAUAUAACAUGACCGACCACAUCCAAGUUUGAUAACAUGCUUUUAAAAUGUUAAAAUAUUUUUUGUCCUCCGUCACAGAAACACAAAAUCAACUCAGCAUAAUGUAACACAACCUUGUGUGCAUAAAAUAGUAUAUGUUUUUUUUUCUUUCAAAAUAUUCAAAUUAUUCGUGAUCUUUAUUUAUUUUUUAUUAUUGUUAUUGGACCAGAAAUACAUGCCCAUGGGCUUCUGCAUCAUUGAUUGUGAUCUGAAUUAUUUUUAUUAUCUCCCCUAUUGGAAUAUGGUCCGUACACAAACGAUUGUGGAUAUGAUAUGGUGUAAUUAAGAGGUAACAAGCCUAUGCGGCAGAGGAGCGCCAU